AUGCGGCACCCGUUUAUAACCGGGGAGCCGUUCCGCGGGCCUUACCAGCCGGCCGCGGACGCCCCGCCCGCGCCGGCGCCGGCGGCGGGGCCGGCGCAGGGGGCGCACCACCACCACCACCAUCACCAGCAUCACCACGGCAGCAGCAGCGGCGGCAGCGGCGCGGCCGCUGUCCAGGCGGCGGGCGCGGGCGGCGCGUCGGCGCGCACUGGCCCGGUGCCCGUCCAGCGGCCGCGCCAGGUCAGCGUGCCCCAGCACCAGCAACAGGUGCUGCAGCAGCCCCACCACCACGCCGCGCCCCAGCCGGGCCACCUCGCGCCGCCGCAGCUCGCGGCCCCACCCAGCUCGUUCCCUGGCGGCCCCCUGCUGGGCGGCUCCUGGAGCGCAGGCCCAGGCGCCCCCGGCGGCGCCGGCGAGACCCACGCCGCCGCCGCCGCGCCGCAGCUGUCGCCGGCCGCUGCGCAGGCGGCGCACGCGCGCGCGCACGCUAUCGCGAUGGCGGCACUGCAGCAGCUGAGCCCACAGUUUGGGAGCCUAGGGGCUCGGGGGCCUGGCAGCUUCGGAGCCAUGCCUUCCGCGGCCGCGCUGCUGGGCACGAGCUACAGUGUCGGCCCCGGCGCAGCCGCCGCUGCGGCCGCCCACGCCGCGGCCGCGCAGGCCGCUGUGCACGCGCAGGCGCAGGCCGCGCAGGCGGCGCAGGGCCCCGCGGCGGCGAGCCCGGCGGCGGCAGCGCAGCAGCGGCCGGGGCUGCCGCGGGUGGGCAGCGGGGGCGGCGACGCCCAGGGCGGGCUGGCUGCGGCGGGGCUGGCGGUCGGCAGCUUCCAGCAGCAGCACCAACAACUGCAGCAGUUCUUGUUGGCUCAGGCGCAGGCCCAAGCGCAAGCUCAGGCGCAGGUCCACGCGCAGGCGAGCCUCACUGGCGCAAGCCCCGCCCGCUGGGGCAGCGUUGGCGGCGGCGGCGGCGCCGCAGCUGCCGUCGGGCCUGGCAGCGCCACGAGCGGGCGCGCCAGCAGCGGCGGCACGCGCACCGCCGGCGCGUCGCCGCUGCCCGCCAGCCUUGGCAGCGGCCAGGGCUUCGCAGUUCCCGGCCCCCUCUUUGCCGGCGCCAGCCCCGCAGCGCACCUCAGCAGCAUGGCGGCCGCCAUGGCGGCUGUGAGCGUCCACAGGCAGCAACAACGCGCGCAGCACCAACAGCAGGCGGCGGCGGCGGCCGCCGCCGCCGUCGCGGGCAGUGUGGGCGCGGAUGCGUUCCCGGGCGCCCAUUCUUGGGCCCAGCAGUCGCCGGCGGCGCUGCAGCAGCGCGUGCGGCAGGCGAUGGACGCCGCAGCGGCGGCGAUGGGGCAGGCGUCAGGCCCGCAGCCGCAGCCCAGCGCGGCCGCGGCGGCUGCGGCGGCAUUUGGCUAUGGCGGCGCGGGUGGCGCGGCGGCGGCGAUGCAGGCGGCCGCCAGCGCUGGGGGCUUUCCCCAGCUCGGGCAGUCUCUGGGACCUGGCGCCUCCCUGCUUCUGAGCAUGAGCUUUCAACAGCAGCAGCAGCAGAGGUACAUGCAACAGCAACAGCAGCAGCUGCAAGCGCAGCAGGCGGCCGUAGCCGCCGCCCAGCUGCAGCAGCAACAGCAGCAGGCGGCAGCGGCCGCCGCCGCAGCGGCCGCAGCGCAGGCCCACCCGCCUCUGGCCCCGGCUGUCGUCGGCGGCGCCGUGCCUAUGGCGCUGUCUGGCGGGUCCGGGGACACGGCCGGCGGGGACGGCGGCAGCACGGCGCGCUCUCAGCCGGGCUACGACGGCGCCGGCAUGAUGCAGGACGAGCCCGCGUCCGCCCCCAGCCCCGGGGACUGGGACCCGCUGUACUCUGACGACCAGCUGCUGGACGAGGAGCGCGGCCAGCAGCAGGCCGCAGCGGCAGCGGCAGCGGCGGCGGCGGCGGCGGCGGCGGCCCAGUUGGUGCAGCAACAGCAGGCGCAGCAGCAGCAGCAGCAGCAGCAGCAGCAGCAGCAGCAGCAUCAGCACCAACAGCAGCAGCAGCAGCAGCAGCAGCAGCAGGCGCAGCAGCAGCAGCUGCUCCUUCUCUUGCAGCAGCAACAGCAGCAGGCGCAGGCGCAGGCGCAGCAGCAGGCGGUGCAGCAGCAGCAGCAGCAGCAGCAGCAGCAGCAGCAGCAGCAGCAGGCGCUGCUGCAGCAGCAAGCGCUGCAGCAGCAGCUGGCGCUGCAGGCGGCUGCCGCAAUGCAGCAGCAGCAGCAGCAGCAACGGCAGCAGCAGCGCGCUGCAACUCAGCGCAGCAGUGGCGGCGAUGCGCUCGGCGGCUUCAUUGCAGGCGCGGCUCAGGGCCGCAGCGACGCGGGCGUGCCGGCGGGCGGCGAGGCGGGGCGCUUCAUCCCCAUUGUGGCUGACCGCGCGCAGGCGCCCUCUGAUGCCGCCAUGCCCGAGGACGCUGAGCUGGCGCUGACACUGGGACCCAACUGGUCGUACCGCCCCGCCCCCGCCGCGCCCCUCGCGUUUGGCGCGGCCGGCAGCAGCGGCGGCAGCGGCAUCGCUGCAGCAUCUGGCGCCCUGUUUGAGCUCGGCAGCUUCGGCGUCGGUGGCGCCGGCAGCUGCCUGGCCUCCGCGGGCGACCAGGGGGAGGUCCUGGUCUGGCGCCCCGCGCCCCCCGGCGCUGCGCCGCCGCCGCGCGCGUUCGGCGAGGCGCCGCCCCCGCCCCCGCCCCCGCCCGCCGGCGACGCCGACGCGGACGGCGGCGCCGAGGGGCCGGCGUGGCGGGCGGUCGGGGCGCUGAAGGGGCACCACGAUGACGUCAUGGACGUGGCAUGGUCGCCCGAUGGCGCGGCGCUGAUGAGCGGAUGCGUCAUGAAUGAAGUCCUGGUGUUUGACGUUGACUCGAGGAAGCAAGUGGUGCGCCUGGAGGGGCACCGCCACUACGUACAGGGCGUGGCCUGGGACCCCCUGGGGCGCUUCACAGUCAGCCUCUCCGCCGACCGCACGGCCCGCGUCCACGCGCCGAGGCCGCCGCCCGCGGCCGGCAAGAAGGCCCAGCAGCAGCAGCUGCAGCAGCUGCAGCGCGGCCCCGCACCGUGCAGCGCCACCGCGCGCGACCUCGCGCACGUCUGCUCCAUCGCGAAGCGCGCGCUGCCGCCCGCGCGGCCGCGCGGCGGCGAAGGAGACGUCGCGGCGGCGCGCGACCAGCAGCAGCAGCAGCAGCAGCAACAGCAGCAACAACCCAGCGAGCAGCAGCACGGCGAGGGCGGCGGCGGCGAUGGCGGCGGCGGCGCCGGCAGCGGGGCGGCGGAGCCGGGGGAGGCGGGGGCCGACGCCGCAGGCGCGGCGGCGGGCGCGGCGGCGCCGCUGGCGCCCAAGGCGGCGGCCCCCCAGCAGCAGCACCUGUUCCAGGACGAGUCCCUCUCAACAUUCUUCAGGCGCAUGGGCUGGUCGCCUGACGGCUCCCUCCUUGCCAUGCCGACCGGCGUGCUGCGCGCCGACGCAGAGGCGCCCCCGCAGCUCACCACCUUCCUCUUUGCGCGCGGCGAGUGGUCAUCGCCCCUGGCCCACCUGCCGGCCCCUGGCAAGGCGCCCGUAGUGGCGCGCUUCUGCCCGCUGCUGUUUGAGCUCCACCCCGGGUCCUCCGGCGCCGGCGCGGCUCCGGCCAAUGGGCCCGACCCCUCGGAUGGGCCCGCCGUCAGCGGCGGCGCGCGGGGCCGGCCGGAGACCCCCGGCGGCGGCGGGGUUGGCGGGGCGACGGCUGGCGUCAACCCCCUGGGUCUGCCGUACCGGAUGGUGCUGGCGGUGGCGACACUGGACAGCACACUGGCGCCCUUCCUGGUGCUGGGGCCCCUCCACUACUCGGCGAUCACCGAUCUGGCCUGGUCCAAGGACGGCUCCUUCCUCGUGGCCACCUCCACAGAUGGAUACUGCAGCGCGGCGCACUUUGCAGAGGGCGAGCUGGGCGCGCGCCUGCCCUCGGACCGCCUGCCCACGGGCAUGGCCGCGGCCGCGGCGCGGGCGGCGGAGGCGGCUUCGGCGGCGGCGGUGGCGGCGGCGGUGGGCGGGCCGAGCCCGGUGCGCGUGGCGGCAAGGCCCUCGCAACAGCAGCAGCAGCAGCAGCAGCAGCAGCAGCAGCAGCAGCAGCAGCAGGUCGCCGUCGCAGGGGCGCCGGUUUCAGCCGCAGGGGCGGCGGCAGGGGGGCAAGGGCGGCGCAUCACCCCACAGGCUGUGGGUGCAGCCCCGGCGGUGCAGCAACAGCCAGCCCAGCCAGCCUUUGGCGCACUGGGGCAGCCGCAGCAGCAGCAGCAGCAGCAGCAGCAGCAACAACAGCAACAGCAGGCGGGCGCCUCUGGCCCGGGACGCCGUAUCACCCCGCAGCCGGCCGGGCCCAGCGCGCCGAGCAGCGCUCCAGCGGCGCCGGCCGCGCCCGCCGCGGCGGCAGCAAACGUCAGGGGGGCGCCCGGGCGGAGAAUUUCACCCGUGGCGGUGGACGCCGCAGCUGCGCCUGGGCCCCCGCCAGCGCCGCCGGCGCAACCCCCUGCAUCGGCUGCGCCAGCCGCACCAGCGGAAGCCGGCGUGCCCAACGGUCCGCGCCGCAUCCAGCCGCAGCGCGUUGCGGCGGCAGAGGCGGCACCGGCCACCAGCAGCGGCGCGGACCAGGCCGGCCUUGCGGGGGCCAGCGGCGGUGGCGGCGGCGGCAGCGGGGCGUCGAGCAUUGCGAUGUUCGCGGCUCAGGCCGGGCGGCUGGCGGCGAUGAAGCGGAAGCAGCAGCAGCCGGCCUCCGCGGGCGCCGGCGCCGGGGGCGAUGCUUGUGAAGCGGCGGAUCGGGAUGCGGUUGUGAACAGCCUGAUGCAAGUGCAGGUCCUCAACCCCGCCACCGGCGCGCCCAUCGCGACGCUGCCCAAGAUGAAAGCCGGCGAGACGCUGGCCGCCAUCGCGGCGGCCGCCACCGUCUACCCCUCGUGGUCCGCUCUGACGGCCAAGCAGCGCGGCGCGGUGCUCAGGCGGUGA
This is a messenger RNA of Monoraphidium neglectum, 4980 nucleotides long. RefSeq names its product Chromatin assembly factor 1 subunit B. Gene Ontology annotation, biological process: nucleosome assembly; DNA replication-dependent chromatin assembly. NCBI's taxonomy places the organism in Eukaryota, Viridiplantae, Chlorophyta, Chlorophyceae, Sphaeropleales, Selenastraceae. The record is from RefSeq and is a predicted model, not a curated record. Gene Ontology annotation, molecular function: oxidoreductase activity; protein binding. Gene Ontology annotation, cellular component: CAF-1 complex; nucleus. The transcript is spliced from 10 exons. The coding region runs from base 1 to 4980 and encodes 1659 amino acids.